UUACAUUUUCACAAGAGGAAUUACCGCAUUCAGUUGAGGAUUGAUUUGAAACUGCUUUUUUCGUGUGAAUUUACGGAUUUUUCGAGCGAAAUAAGUGAUUCCGCAGUGUAGUAUCUGUUGCCCAUCAAUGUGAAGUGGUAAUUAUCCUGUUCGAUUUGUACAACUUUGAUUUUAUGAGGCUAUAUUGACCGCAACUGGCGUAAGGAAUUUUUGCAUCUUGUAAGCUGCAUUCGUGUUAGUUUAGGUGCGUUGCUGUCGGAAGAAAAAAGACCCCAAACUUCAAUUUCAUUGGACAGAACUUUUUUUUUUGGUAAAUAAAUAGUUAUCCAGGGGUUCCGCUAUAUUGUCCAUGAAUGAUGAGUUAUUCCAGAAGCCAACAAUAUUACGAGCAAAGCUCACGAUCCCGUAGUCGCGAUCGGAAAUAUCGCCGGGAGUACAAAGAAGAAGGCGAAAGGUAUGUCUCGUCCUACAGAAACUACGACUACAGUGGAAGUAGCUCCGGACGUUAUGAGCGUCGCGCCCCCCGGCAACCUCCCUAUGUUACCAGCCAGAGAAACGACCCAUCGUCCACACCUAGCAGCGUCGUCCUCGCGGUGUUUAACAUCAGUAUUUACACCACCGAGGCAGAACUGUACGACGUUUUCUCCAAGUUUGGUCCCGUGAAGAAGGCAACCGUGGUGCUCGAUGCCAAGACCGGACGCUCCCGUGGUUUUGGCUUCGUGUACUUCGAUAGCGUCGAGGAUGCUAAGGUGGCUCAUGCUCAAUCCAACGGCAUUGAAAUUGGAGACCGUCGGAUACGGGUGGAUUUUUCUGCUACACAGAAACCGCAUGACCCAACACCCGGAGUUUAUUACGGCAAGGUUAGCUACCCGAAGGGCAGUUCCUACGGUCCCCCUGCUCCUGUUUCUAACAAUAUGGGAGCACCAGUCUCCAGCAGUGGAGGAUACUACCAUUGUCGGGCAUGCGAAAUUGAAGCUCGGGAACGGGAGAGAUGGGAACGUGAAACACGGCGAUACAACAAUGGAGAUCAAUACUACUAUCAGGAAAAGUAUGCUACUCACGAUUCUCGCCCUCGAGAUCGAGCAGCCAUGCCAAGAUCAAGAAGUGAAUAUUACCGAGGAGGUGCCAAUAUUCGCUGACAGUGGCCUCCAAUGGCUGUCGUUGUUCCGCCGGGCGGCUACCAUACGAUGAUGUAGACAUACCCCGUUAGCGUUUCCUCUUCCAAGCCUGCUUUCCAAAACAUUGUUGGUCAUUAUGGAAUGCCUAGAUAGAUACUUUAACAAUGUUCUGAUAUUUUCUGAAGAGCUGUGUGUUGCUUUACCGCAAUAAUAUACACUGUGAGUGAAUGCAUGCUCACAUAAAAGCAGGUCACUCGACCAUUUAUUGCUAUUGUCACAUAUUUAAUUGGCAUUCAAACUUUCUUACGCAUAUAACAAUAUUAAUAGAUUAAAAACGAUCGUCUCAGAUUUGAACUGUUUAAUAAAUAUACAAUUUAAGUGAAUACGUCAAAUCUAGAUCUUUUUUCCAAAAAAGCAUGUUAAACACCAACAACUAGCGGAGACAAAUGCUUUUUAGUAUUGAUUAACAAAGCAAAUAAAAGGCUAUAUAUUAGACCAUUACAUCUACCUAUAUAAAA
Molecule: messenger RNA, 1636 nt
Organism: Topomyia yanbarensis
Lineage: Eukaryota; Metazoa; Arthropoda; Insecta; Diptera; Culicidae
Product: transformer-2 protein homolog alpha-like
Exons: 5
Coding region: 354-1139 (261 amino acids)
Biological process (GO): positive regulation of mRNA splicing, via spliceosome
Cellular component (GO): spliceosomal complex
Molecular function (GO): RNA binding
Source: RefSeq, a predicted model, not a curated record